GUAGGGAUUUUGUUGGGCUUUUGCACGUAUUAUGGUGGCAAUGGCAAUCGCGGUUUAAGUUUUGUGUUUUGAUUGUAGGUAUAAUUAUAUCUAAAACAAAGGAACUUACGUAUUAAAAUACUUCCGAUGAAAUUAAUAUAUGAAUGCAAAUCCGAAUUGAACUUUAAGAGAACGGUUUUUUUAUUUCCUUUUCGUUCAUAACCUUAUUUGCUAAAUAACUAGGAAGACGAAGCUAGGUGAUCACCCCUAUCGUAAUUAAUGACGAACUCUUAGAAAGGGAUAUAGAAUUUUAAUACUUCCAGUGAAAGUGUUUGAUGUGAACUGUGUUGAUCGUAUGUGCAUUCCGUCUCAUGGGAUACUGUGUUAAGGAUACUUAACCAUGUCUGGUAAUUUAAUUUCAAAUGACACUUUUUCACUUUAGUUUGACAGACUUUGUGGUUUGGAUGUUUAAAAUGUUUGGAUCAACGUUGUUUAGAGUUAUGUAUACAAAGUAUACCAUUUUAUUAAGGAGAGCUAAUUUACAAACAAAAAAGGGAAAUGUUGGUGAAGUGAUCAAGAAGCUAAAUAAAGAGAACAAAUCAUUGUUUGGUGAACUGUUAGAAACAAGGCCACAGAAACGUAGAAGAGAAGCAAGAGAGGGACCUCAAAUUUCCUCAUCUUCAGAGCAGCAGUUAGACUGUGUUCAAAAUCAAACUUCAUCAGAAGCAUGGUGGUACAGGCAGACACCUCCAGCAAGCCAUGUAGUACAAAUGAAAAGAAAUUCAAACACAGAUUCUGAAGUUAAAAGUAAUGAAAGUGACACACCUAGGGACCAAUCACUGAAGACAUCACAAAAACGGCAUAAUGUUAAUUUCUUUGUAAAAUCUGAAAGUCAGGCAAGCAAUUAUCAUCAUACAUCAUUAUUAAGCCUCGAAAAUAAUGAAAAUGGAGCUUCUUCAAACAGUGCUGGAAACUUAUGUACCGGCCAUGUGACAAAUGUAGAAGAAACAGAUAAAAAAUCUACUGUAUUAGAACUUCCUGAGAUCAUUGUUAGAAACAUACCAACCUUCCCCCUUAUAAAUGAAUGUAAAAAUACAGAAUUGAUGAUACCAACUGAAAGCAUUUUGAAUACAUCUUCAAAUACAGAACAAGUUCAUAACAAGGACUAUCUUCUGUAUCCGUCAGUUACAAAGAUUUUAAAUGCUACAAUGUCUGACAGUUCUCGAGCAGCACUAAAGAAGUGGCGUCAGAAAAUGAUUGAUUUGCUUGGUGAAGAAGGAUUUGUAAACUACCACAGGGGUCUGCUGGACAGAGGAAGCCAGUUUCAUGCUGUUAUUCAUGACUAUCUGUCUGGUAUACCAGAGGUUGAUCUAAAGCUGGACCAUGUUGAAGGGUGCUGGCAGAGUCUGGAAAAUGUUAUGACAGAUAUAACAGAUGUAAGAGUUUUGGAGAGUCAUGUUGUUCACUCAAGUCUUCUCUACAGGGGUGUCAUUGAUUGUGUGGCAAAGUAUAAAGGAAAGCCAGUUCUAAUUGAAUGGAAGAAAUCUGAUAAACAGAAAGCUGAGAUUGAGAAAACUUAUGAUGCCCCACUUCAGCUAAGUGCCUAUCUUGGAGCUAUGAACUAUGAUGUUAAAUACAACUUUCAGGUUCUGAGAGGUCUAGUUGUGGUGGCAUAUAAUGACGGCUCUCCAGCAAACACUUUCAUUAUGUCACUGACGGAUUGCAAGAAGUACUGGAGUUUUUGGCUUCUCAGACUUCAGCAGUACUGGCUUCAGCAGCAGAAAGGACUUAUGCAGUCAACUUGAUUUAACUUGCAAGACUUUAAAAAGGUUUAAAGAUACAUGAAAAGGAAGAUGACUUUUUAUUAAUCUGAAAGGAAAAAUCUGAGGUAAUAUAAAAUCACUAGCAGUUACUGGCGCAAGUUACGUGGUGUGUGCCAGUGCCUAACUUCACGGGGAGAGAGUCUGGUAAUUUGUUUACUUUUCAGCCGGCAGAGUCCUUGAAAAAAAAUUGUAGGGUCGUAUACUUUGGCAGUAAAAUGUUAAAAUUUCCCACAUAAUUAAUUUAAUGAGUUGUCAUGCAUAACAUUUUCCUCAGAAGUUCAUAUUCUCAAAAAAAAAUGUAAAAAUCUUAUCUAGUAUGUUUUAAGACAUUUCUUCAAAAUUAAAACACAUUCCAAAUUGAGUAUACCUUACAUACGUGAUAUGAAUAAAGACACCUUUGUGUUGGCAUUGAAGUUUUUUUUCUCUCAUUGCCCAUGAGGACUAUUUUUAAUGGCCUGUGCUCCUUCAGUCAGAACAGUUACUGAACAGGUUUCGUUUGAACAAGCCUUGUAUAUGUUUGUGGCUUGUUUGCUGAGCACAUAAAACUAAUCCUUUUGUAUAUUAUUACUAUAACGUUGUGGGGUGAAGAAUACGAAUGAUUACAUUCUAAGGCUGAAGAAAUAAAGAAGUUAUGAAGAUCCUUA
Molecule: messenger RNA, 2446 nt
Organism: Zootermopsis nevadensis
Lineage: Eukaryota; Metazoa; Arthropoda; Insecta; Blattodea; Termopsidae
Product: mitochondrial genome maintenance exonuclease 1
Biological process (GO): mitochondrial DNA replication
Cellular component (GO): mitochondrion
Molecular function (GO): single-stranded DNA exodeoxyribonuclease activity
Source: RefSeq, a predicted model, not a curated record